Messenger RNA from Exophiala mesophila, 1926 nucleotides. RefSeq lists its product as uncharacterized. The record is from RefSeq and is a predicted model, not a curated record. Gene Ontology annotation, molecular function: SNAP receptor activity; SNARE binding. The coding region runs from base 377 to 1405 and encodes 342 amino acids. The transcript is spliced from 3 exons. Lineage: Eukaryota; Fungi; Ascomycota; Eurotiomycetes; Chaetothyriales; Herpotrichiellaceae. Gene Ontology annotation, cellular component: SNARE complex; Golgi membrane; endomembrane system. Gene Ontology annotation, biological process: intracellular protein transport; vesicle fusion; endoplasmic reticulum to Golgi vesicle-mediated transport.
CUCCAACAUUUUCUGCUUCUGGCCUCUCGUGCCUCUGUGCAUCUCUCCUGUUGGAUCGCCCGUCAACUGUCACUGCCACUCCCACUUCCACUGCGUCUACGAGACUUCAAGACUUCUUUCGGUCGCUUAGACACCGUCACUUUGUCUUCUGGAAACUCGGAUCCUUUUACACUUUCGACUCUGUACCAUUGAUUCCUCACCAUGUUGUGCCGCCUUUGAUGUUCCGAACGAAUAUCCUCCGACGAUGAGCCAAUUGCCAUCGUGAGAUUGUCUCCUUCUACUUUCCCCUUCGUCGCCUCUCCUUGCGCCUCGUUCCAACCCCACGACUCAACCUCACUUUGCGCGCUGCUAGAUUUACCUCUACAAUCUUCUCAAAAUGGUCUCUACCACCAUCCAAGAUCGAACCAACGAGUUCAGAACCAUCCUCACUCAGGCUCAAAAGAGAAAUACUGCCACAAAAGGAGGGUCCCAGAGACAGUCUCUAUUGACCGACGCCGAAAGACACGAGGCUAAUGGCGCAUCUUCCAACCCAUCAAAACCCGGUCGCUCGGAGUUUGCUCGAAAUGCGUUGCAAAUUGGCCGUGGCAUCGGUGCUACCAUGGGCAAACUCGAACGAUUAGCACAGCUCGCCAAACGAAAAGCCAUCUUCGACGACCGACCUGUCGAAAUAUCCGAACUCACCUAUGUCAUCAAACAAGACCUCGCUACUCUCAACUCCCAAAUUUCUUCCUUGCAACAACUUACUCAGUCCCGCCAUCCCACCGCCGCCAACCCACGCUCUGCCGAUCAAGAAGGCCAGCAUAAUAAGAAUGUUGUCUUGAUGUUACAGAACAAAGUCACCGAUGUUGCUGCCAAUUUCAAAGAUGUACUCGAAGUUCGUACCAAGAACAUCCAGGCGUCUCGAUCGAGGACUGAGAACUUUGUCUCCUCGGUCUCUGCACGAUCACAACACCUGGACGAAUCCCGCUCCGAGUCUCCUCUAUACCAAGGCUCAUCAAAGAAGCCAACACAUGGCACCUCGACCGACCUGUUGACUUUAGAGCCUUCAUCUUUGUCUGCGCUCUCGGGUAACGGGCCACAGUCGGACCAACAGUUACUGCUGAUGGAGGAGGCUCACGCGCCCAACACUUAUAUCCAAGAAAGGGGCCAGGCCAUCGAGGCUAUUGAACGAACCAUUAACGAACUCGGCGGGAUUUUUGGUCAACUGGCCUCCAUGGUGUCGGAACAAGGCGAGAUGCUACAGAGAAUUGACGCAAAUACCGAGGACGUGGUAGACAACGUUCAGGGUGCUCAGCGUGAACUGUUGAAGUAUUGGAGCCGGGUCCAAGGCAAUCGUUGGUUGGUUGCCAAGAUGUUUGGUGUCCUAAUGAUUUUCUUCCUCUUGUGGGUUUUGAUAUCUGGUUGAGCGAUUACGGUUCAGCGUGGCAGUUGUUGAAAUUCAGGGAUAAGCAGCGUUCCCGCCUUUGCGGAUCGGGGCCAACUCGAGACCUCUUCUUUACGCCAGCUUCUAACUCGGCAUUACCUGACACUAAGUUCAGCGUCGGGCCAGUCUCAAUCUGCUGACAAGACGGACCGGCCGCGUCUCUAUUGUCGGUUCAUACACAUCGACAGAAUAGUUGAGCCAGUUGGACCAGUAACCUCGCUGGGCGCACUGUAUAUUAAGACACCAUCGAAACACAGACGACAACAUCUAAAGCACCCGUAAUCGGACAGGGGAGCUUCUGUUGAGUCCAGGAGGGAAUGGAGCCAGGCCGGUCGUGCUUGGUCCAGCCACGGGAGAACUUGUGCCAGCGUGGAGUGUUUCCAGACGAAAGAUAUUGACCGUGGCUUGGACAAGAUCCUGUACAACAGAAUAUAAUCAUGGAUAGAUCAGCGUACAUAUUGCAAACCCAGCAAUACUCAGAAACCGUCACUUGAAUGACAUAG